GGAACUUUAUUCUUCAUCAUCGAGAGCGCUUUUGAUUUCAUAGUCUGAAAAAAACAAAUAAUUAAGAGAUGGCUUUCAAUAACAAUGAAGAGAAACAGGAAAACCAACCCAUAGCAUUCAAAGUAUACAGUGAUCUUUUUUUAUUUAAUAAACAAAAGACUCUUCUUCAGAGUAAUGCACUGUAUCAGUAUGUACUUGAAACAAGUGUGUUUCCAAAAGAGCACCCGUCUUUGAAGGAGCUCCGUGAUAUGACAGAAAAACACCCUCGGAGCCAUAUGGCUACCCCCGCGGAUGAAGGACAACUUAUAAGCAUGUUGGUUAAACUGAUAAAUGCAAAGAACACAAUGGAAAUUGGUGUAUACACAGGUUACUCUUUGCUCUCUACUGCUCUUGCUCUUCCCUCCGAUGGAAAGGUUGUGGCUUUGGACAUUACUCGUGAAUACUAUGAAUUGGGAUUGCCUAUGAUUGAAAAAGCUGGAGUGAUUCACAAGAUCGACUUUCGAGAAGGACAUGCUCUCUUUCUUCUUGACGAACUUCUUCAAGAUGAAAAUAACAAGGGGACAUUUGAUUUUGUUUUUGUUGAUGCUGAUAAGGAGAAUUACAUAAACUAUCAUAAGAAAGUGAUUGAUCUUGUAAAAGUUGGCGGAUUAAUUGGAUAUGAUAACACUUUAUGGAGUGGAUCAGUUGCGCUUCCCCCUGAUGCACCUAUGGAGGAGUUCAUUAGAGAUUUACGUGGUCAUGUGAUUGAGGUCAACAAAUAUCUAGCUCAAGAUUCAAGGAUCGAAAUUUGUCAACUUACAGUAGCUGAUGGAAUUACCCUUUGCCGCCGCAUUAGUUGAUUCCUCUGUCAUGACAUUUGUGUGCUCGGAGAAUUUGUGUUUUUAUUAUAAGUAUUUAAAUUUUUAAUAAGGCUAUGACUCGUGAGGUGUCGUUUUGCAAUUAAUUUUAUAUGUUUUUUAUCUUAUAAAAUAUUAUUUAACUUUUACAAAAUCAUAAUUUUUUUGACAUAUUUAAAAUUUUAUUAGAUAAUGUAAGAGGGAUUGAAAUGGUUCAAAUAGUACUUAAAAAGAAUUUUAAAAUG
Molecule: messenger RNA, 1081 nt
Organism: Trifolium pratense (red clover)
Lineage: Eukaryota; Viridiplantae; Streptophyta; Magnoliopsida; Fabales; Fabaceae
Product: caffeoyl-CoA O-methyltransferase 5-like
Exons: 5
Coding region: 69-839 (256 amino acids)
Molecular function (GO): S-adenosylmethionine-dependent methyltransferase activity; O-methyltransferase activity
Source: RefSeq, a predicted model, not a curated record